Messenger RNA from Pocillopora verrucosa, 2397 nucleotides. RefSeq lists its product as uncharacterized. Lineage: Eukaryota; Metazoa; Cnidaria; Anthozoa; Scleractinia; Pocilloporidae. The record is from RefSeq and is a predicted model, not a curated record.
AUGGCGGAUAAGUCGAAGAAAACCAUUUGUCUUUUCAAUUGCGAUAACACCUAUAAGCUAGAUGUGGUUGAGGCGUUCCUGAUGGAAAUGAACGAGAAACAUGGCUUCAACUUCGCGAUUGGGAAGUACAACCUUGGAUUGCAACAAAUGGCCGAUUAUUGUAAGACAAAAAUUCCACAAAUUCAGAUGGAUUGUGCAAUUUUUGUCCUACAUGCACACGAGUCGCGUCUCUCGAUCAACGAAGAUAGUGCAGGGAUUGGCUACGCGAAGAUCUACAGAGCUUUGUUAGAGGCCACAGAAAACAAGGUGUUGAUCGUCAUCGGUGGCGAUGAUGAAUACAAAGAAGAAGACGAUGAAGAACAGGUUGUUAUCUCACGUUGGGCACGAAGGAAGGUAGAGUCACAGUUUGAUGCGGAGUAUCUGGAUGGAAGAAAGAGCUUCAUUUUUUCUUGGAAUAAGGCGCACAGAAAAAUCCACGAGGAGGCGCUAUUCCAUUACUUUGAUCCAAGCAAAUAUGGGAAAAAGUUCCAAUACCAACCAAAACUGAGACAAAAACAAGACUACGGCGAGGCACCGCUUGGAGAUAGAAAGGAAACACCUCAGCCGAGAGGAAAUGCAAAGCAAGAAAAACCCUCCGUUGAGCCUAAAUUUGUCGGUGAGAAACCUCAAAAUAAAGGAAAUCAAGCAGGUGAAAGGACAGGAGAGAGAGAAACUAGUGAGUUAAGACGUUCCCAAAACCAACCUAAUUAUGGAGCUGCAGCCAUGAGGUGCAAUCCUCAUUACCCAGAGGGCAUUGUACUCCUGGAGACGCGUUUGUUUCAGGGCGAGAUUUCAUACAAAAAGUGGCACAUUAGAGAACGACAGGAUGCAUGGAAGCCAUCUGAUACACAGGUUGUGAAUGUGAGAGCAGACAGGCCAACGGAAGCCGGAAGUUUUUCAGUGCAGUUUAGGAGUAAAGGCAACAAUGGGGUUAGCUACGCUUUUAUCCCCACACCUUGGUGGCGCAAAUGUUUUGAUUGCUUUAGGAUGUGUUUGUUUUGUGGUUGUUGUGAUGAAAAUUAGUAAUUAGGGGCAGGAUAUCCUCUCUUGAUUUUCAGAUCUUCACCAUACUGUCAAAUCAAGAAAAUCUGCCUCUUUUCGCCACCUACUGUCGCUUUAUAGCAGAACUUUGCAAGAGCUAAUUGACAUUCCCUAUACAUUAGUCCCCCAAAAAACUGAACUUUCACAAAUAGCUGUUUAUUAGUAAUCACCGAAUCAAAAUUUACGAUUUCAAUAGCCGUAGUACUUCCGAGGUCGGGCUUCAAUGGUUAAUUAACUGCAGCUUAAUUUUUAAUUAGUUUAAUUCAAUCAAAAAGACAGCUUGAUUGAAUGAUAUUUUCUCACAAGCUAUCGGUUAUGGCAAAAUUAAUUUGACUUAGAGAAGAGGGGACAGUCAGUAGCACUAAAUAACACUCAACUUUUGUUUUUUUUUUCCAAUUUUACCCCUAAGCUUAAUGGGAAAAACAUUUUAGUUUACAUUCGAAACGAAACGAAAGCAACAAAGUAGCUUAUGUUCAUUGAGCAAUAGGAUCAACAACCUGCAAUAAAAAUAUGCAAUACCGUUAGAUAACCUCUGAAUGUAAUGUAACGAGUUGGUAAUGUCCACUACCUCUUUUAGAUUUAACUGCUAUGUUGUAAAUUGUGGCAGGGAUAAACGUAAGAGUUAUGUGGAAAUUUUCGUAGCAUUAUAUUAAAGUGUUUAAAACUGCUCUGCAAAGAAAAAAGUUUACCAAAAUAUUUUCACUAAAGGGAAGGUAAAAAAGCUCGCUUAAAUGCUGACUUCGUCAUUUUCAGCUGAGAUGGAAACAAUAGCAACCUUGAAAUCGAUUAAAUAUACUUCAUUCCUGGCAACCAUUGGCACUGUCAUGUAAUAUGUUUCUAGUGAGAUAAAAGAUGUGGCAGCACAUAUCUCCUUGUAUUGGUUAUAUGAUAUUCAAGAAGAAAUUUUAAGUUUUAUUUUGAUUUAUGUUUACAAAUAUGUAUAGGGUUCUAGGACGUCACGUAAAACCAUUUACAUUCCUGGUUGAGAAAUCUCCCUUCCUUGGCUGAGACAGCUCCUUUCGGAGUGGGGGGAAUGGGAGGGACACUUAAUUCGGUCUCAAUCCAUCUUCUAUUGCGAUGAAAAUUCGUAUCUGUUUCUCUUUCAAGGCAAGUAGAAGUUAAUUUUCGAUUUGCUGGUCUUGCAGUCUUAUAAAACAUGAGAGAGACAUCGAUUGAGAAGCUUCUAGGCUAAAGGUUGUAUUUCCUUAUGGUAAAAGAAGGAAAAAUCCGUUAUAAUCACUUCUGAGCCCAAGUGUACGGGAAUUUGGGUCUAAUGCACGUAUAGUGGAAUUUCUGUGAAACGAGAAAGAAGAAUAA